UUCCUAAUAAAAAUUUUAUAUUAUUUAUUUUGAAAAAAAAAAAUCUUUGGAUCCGCAGACUUAUUAAUUGCUGGUUUUCUACAAGAAGUAAAUCGUAAAGCAAAAGGGCAAAACAUAAAAAAUAAAAAAUAGUUUAAUGGAACAGCGAUUCGUCAAAGUUGGUCAUAGCUCAAACACAGCUCACGCCGCAGAUUUGCCUCCACGCAAACAAAUAAAAUCCCUUCGCCGCCUCCGCCUCCGCCUCAACGAAGCUUGACCAACCCACGCCACCAAUGGCGGAAUUCUCCUUCUUCUCCAUCUCCUCAUUCCCCCUUCCACUGCCCUGCUCUCCUACGCCUCCGCCGGCAAUUCCUUGUGACGGCGACCUCCUCCGUUCGCUCCUCCGUCUUGCUCGCGAGAUCUCCCUCUUCGAAGCACCCUGUCCACUCCUCCGACGUCUCUUCACCUCCCUUACUCGUAAGUCCAAGAUCCUCUGCAUCUUGUUCGAGGAGCUUCUCCACGACCAAACCGGGAACGCCGGUGAACUCCCCCGCUCGGCCUCCCUUUGCCUCCGCGAGAUCCUCGUCGUACUGCAGCGCUUCAAGGGCCUCCUAGGUGAUUGCUCUGCUCGCAGCCGGAUGCGCCUCAUUCUCCAAAUCGACUCCCUCGGCAACGACUUCCACGAGCUCACCCUCGAUCUCUCCACUCUCCUCGACAUCCUCCCUCUUCCUGAACUCCGCCUCUCCGACGACGUCCGUGACCUCGUUGAUCUACUUCGUCGGCAGUGCCGCCGAUCCAACCCAGCUGUCGAUCCCACCGACGAUGCUCUACGAUGCGAAAUAUUGUCCAUGAUCCGCGAGAUCGAACAAGAGGUCGUCCCCGAUCUGUCCCGCCUCACCGCGAUCUUUGAAAAAGUCGGCAUCGAUGGCACCCGGAGCUGCAGGAAUGAGAUUGAGUGCCUCGAGCGAGAGAUUGGGGAUCGCGUAUCAGAGAAAUGGACGGCUGCCAUGAUUGCCCUCGUCGGAGUGGUGCGUUACGCCAAGUGCGUGCUCUACGGCGCUUCCACGCCGACAUCUGAUUCCUCCACCGGCAAAUUCUCCUUCGCGGAAUUGGAUCCCCUUGUGCCGCCGGACUUUCGAUGCCCUAUUUCUCUCGAGCUGAUGCGGGAUCCGGUCAUCGUGGCAAGCGGGCAGACGUACGAUCGAGAUUCCAUCACCCGGUGGAUCGGUGCUGGGCACGCCACUUGUCCCAAGUCCGGCCAGUUGCUUUCCCACACCAAUCUCGUCCCUAAUCGAGCUCUCAAGAACCUAAUCUCCGCUUGGUGCCGCGAGCAGAACGUCCCUUUCGACGGUUUCGAUUCCAAUAAAGGCGAGCCGACUUCCGCCACUUGCGCAAACAAGGCAGCCCUAGAAGCGGCGAGGAUGACUGCAACAUUCUUAGUCAAUAAGCUUGAUUCAUCGCCAUCUACGGAGAUGGCUAACCGCGUUGUCCACGAACUACGGCUGCUGGCAAAGACAGGAUCUGAUAAUCGGGCCUUCGUCGCCGAGGCAGGAGCUAUUCCUCUGCUCCUCCCCUUCCUUUCAUCCGAAGAUCCAAGAUUGCAGCUCAAUGCCGUCACCGCGCUCCUCAACCUCUCCAUUCUAGAGUCAAACAAGAAGCGGAUCAUGCACGCUGAAGGCGGGCUCGACGCCCUGAUCCACGUCUUAGCCGGCGGCGCCACGUGGUGGGCAAAGGAGAACGCCGCGGCCACCCUCCUGAGCCUAUCGUCAAUCCACGCGUACCGACGUCGGCUCGGGCGGAACCAGCGAGUGGUAACAGAGCUUGUCGCGCUAGCACGCAAGGGUCCAGCAAGCACGAAGAAAGAUGCACUCGCGGCGAUCUUAAGCCUUGCUGGUGACCGUGAAAACAUUGCGCAUUUGGUGGAGGGCGGCGUGGUAGAAUCAGCUUUGGAGGCGUUGUCCUCAAUGGAAGUAGCGGAAGAGGCGGUGGCGGUUCUCGCUGCUUUGGCUAAGCGCGGCGGCGCAUCCGCCGUGAUCGAUGCCGAGGGUUCAAUUCCUAAGCUUGUGGGUGUUAUGCGGCGCGGAUCGGAUUGGUCCAAAGAAAAUGCUGCAGCGGCGCUGGUUUUGCUUUGCCGGAGGGAAGGUUCUGCCGCGGUGUCGGAGCUUGCUAGGAUGCCGGGGAUUGAAUGGGUGAUAUGGGAGUUGACAGGCUCCGGUACAGUGAGGGGACGGCGCAAGGCGGCCUCGCUUGGGCGGAUUUAUCGUAGAUGGUUGGCCGCGGUAGAGGAGGCUGAUCGCAUGGUUAGAUUCUCGCCAGCAAGCAUCUCGACGUCCACCACCACCGCCCAAUCAUGACGGCUCCGUCUUCCUCUUGCCGUUGCGCAACAUCUGAAAAUGUGAUUCGCUGCUCAAUUGUGAAUACUCGAGCUCUAUUUUUCACGGGUUUUUUUUCUCCCUCUCUAUUUUUGAAUAUUUAACCCAUUCUUCUGAUAACUUAAACCACAUUUGAUUGAAAUUGUAUCAAUUUCUGUACCAAUUGGUUGGUGAUGAAAAGAAAAGAUUAAAGUUUAUUUCAUGUUUUUUA
Dendrobium catenatum is the source of this 2562-nucleotide messenger RNA. Its product is annotated as U-box domain-containing protein 16. The coding region runs from base 273 to 2333 and encodes 686 amino acids. The record is from RefSeq and is a predicted model, not a curated record. Lineage: Eukaryota; Viridiplantae; Streptophyta; Magnoliopsida; Asparagales; Orchidaceae. The transcript has a single exon. Gene Ontology annotation, cellular component: cytoplasm; nucleus. Gene Ontology annotation, molecular function: protein binding; ubiquitin-protein transferase activity. Gene Ontology annotation, biological process: protein ubiquitination.